Molecule: messenger RNA, 1317 nt
Organism: Drosophila pseudoobscura
Lineage: Eukaryota; Metazoa; Arthropoda; Insecta; Diptera; Drosophilidae
Product: E3 ubiquitin-protein ligase complex slx8-rfp subunit slx8-like
Exons: 4
Coding region: 131-1111 (326 amino acids)
Biological process (GO): positive regulation of transcription by RNA polymerase II
Molecular function (GO): transcription factor binding
Source: RefSeq, a predicted model, not a curated record
AUUUUUUAGUGCUUUACAGCUGUCAAGCCAGUGGCGCCGCAAAAAUUUUAUAAAAAUUGCAAAAAUUAACAAUCUCAUUCUUCAUUCAGAGCUAUUUCUUCCUGAAGCGUGAAUUCUCCUGUUCUGAGCCAUGGCAAACUUUUCACGCUCUUUUUCGAAUUUCUCAAAUGGUUCGUUAACAAUUGACAUAUCAUUGGAAACCUUCAGAGUUACUAGAUCCGGCCCAAUCGAAAUAAGCUCCACUUAUACAAGUAGCGAGAACUCCUUGUCGAACUUCAGUUCCAGUUCAAGCAGCAGCAUCAGCACCACCGGCAUUAGCUCUAACUCUACCUCAACAAGCUUGUUCUCUCGCUCUGCGUCAAGCAGUCACACUACUGGCGAUACCUCGGAGCAUUCCGUUAUGGACGGUAGUGUGGGAUAUGCUGUGAUCAUCGAUGAUGGUCAAUCUAGCCCGGAUGCUUCCGUUUCAUUCAACAACCACUCUGGGCAGAGCUCGGCACUCUCCAUAGAUAUUUCCCAGGUGGAAGCUGAAAUAGAGCGCAUAAAUCGCUACUGCUCAGAAGUAGUCUCAAGCAUUAGCCCUGAGACCAGUGGAACAGCAACAUCGACCCCACGGAUGGCCCGCCGUGUUUUUCGCCCUUCUGACAUAGCGCCAGUGGAGGUUAUAAAUUUACUGAACGUGGACGAUACACAUCGUAGAUCUGCAGCGAAUCGUGUACCAGAAGCGGUGAUUGACUUGUGCACUCCGAUCAGACAGAACAGCCCAAUAGCCACGAUUGAUUUGGAUGACUACACUAUAGCCACUCCUCCUAGUCGGCGUCGUAGCUAUGCUAGCCCCAGUACUCCUACUACAGCUUGUACCACUUCGGAUGUCGUCGCCAGCGACGUGUCUCCUCCGAAGCGCAAGCGCAACGACCAAAAUCAGUCUUCGGGCGAAGGCUACAAGUGCCCUGUUUGUCUGGACUGCUUACUCCAACGAGAGCCAUCGUCGACAAAAUGUGGCCACGUUUUCUGCCGCCAAUGCAUCGAAUCUGCCAUUCGCGCCACACACAAGUGUCCAAUGUGUAACAAGAAAUUGUCCAUUCGUCAGGUAACACGUAUUUAUUUGUAAGCCUGCAUUUUGAUAUAUUACCAAUGCUCUGCGAGUCAUCUGGGCAUCUUCCCAACUUUGUAUUUUUUAGUUUUAGCUGCGUACGCUAGCAUCAUUACGUUAUUUUAAAGAUGGCAACCCAAUGUCCGAAAUUGUGAUUUUCCUAUGCACACUUUAAGUUUCUUAUAUUACAUAAUAAAUUAGAGAAUAAAUGCUGAAUCCAAAAA